AUGAUGGAUUCCCCGAAGAUUGGAAAUGGUUUGCCAGUGAUUGGACCAGGGACUGAUAUAGGGAUAUCUUCACUCCACAUGGUGGGGUAUUUGGGAAAAAAUUAUGAUUCAUCUAAAGUACCAUCAGAUGGGUAUUGCCCUGCUUGUAGGACGAAGGGAAAGUUAAAAGCCUUAAAGACUUACCGAAUUAGUUUUCAAGAAUCUGUCUUUUUGUGUGAGGAUCUGCAGUGCAUCUAUCCGUUGGGCUCUAAAUCACUUAAUAACUUAAUUACUCCCGAUUUGGAAGAUUGUCACACUCCAAAUAAGCCUCAAAAAAGAAAGAUCGUGGAAACCAACUAUAAAGAGUCACCUCUUUUAGCAAAUUCCAAAAAGACUAAAAAUCAUAAUGGUAUUGAUGGUGAACAGGUUUUGAACAGUAAACAUAAUGAAGAAGAGUAUGAUGAAACCUCAUCAGACUCGCCUGGUUUACUGCACGGUGGUCAACAGAAUCCGAUUAGGACAACUGAUUCCUUGGAGCAGAAUGAGAGUUUGGAAGCUGAUAUUAUUGACAUGGCUGCUGAAGAAGAUUCUACUAUGGUUGAUGUUUCUGGAACUGGAGGGACUGCCCCUCAAAAUGAAGGAUGCACAUCUGAACUGGAAAUGCCGUUGGAGAGCAAGCAUACCUCAUUUUGCCAGACUUCAUGUGUCCAGUGGAAAAACGCACAUGCUCUCUGUUGGUUAGACUGUAUCCUGUCAGCAUUGGUGCACUUGGAAGGGCUGAAAAACACUGUGACUGACCUAUGCUCUAAAGAGGAGUCUGUGUUCGGUCAGUUGUUUACCAGGUAUAAUCAAGCCAAUGAGUUUCUGCACACCAGUCAGUUGGAUGGAGUUAAAGAUGGAGAUUGUAUAAAACUUCCUUCUGAAAUAUUUGCAAAGAUAGAGACCUGUCUGAAUGAAGUCAGAGAUGAUAUUUUUAUUAGGCUUCAGCCUCAGCUUAGGUGUACAUUAGGUGAUAUGGAAAGCCCUGUGUUUGCAUUUCCCCUGCUCUUAAAAACAGAACCCCACGUUGAGAAGCUCUUCACAUAUUCUUUUUCUUGGAAUUUUGAAUGUUCACACUGUGGACACAAAUAUCAAAACAGAUGUAUGAAGAAUCUGGUCACCUUUACAAACGUCAUCCCUGAGUGGCACCCAGUUAAUGCUGCCCAUUUUGGUCCAUGUAACAAUUGCAACAAUAAGUCACAGAUAAGAAAAAUGGUAUUAGAAAAAGUAUCUCUCAUAUUCAUGUUGCACUUUGUGGAAGGCUUACCGCAUAAUGACUUGCAGCACUAUUCAUUUCAUUCUGAAGGCUGUCUUUAUCAAAUAACUUCCGUAAUUCAGUACCAAGCAAAUAAUCAUUUUAUAACAUGGAUUUUAGAUGCUGAUGGAAGUUGGCUGGAAUGUGAUGACUUAAAAGGCCCGUGUUCUGAAAGGCAUGAGAAAUUUCAGGUUCCUGCUUCAGAGGUACAUAUUGUUAUCUGGGAAAGAAAAACAUCCCAAAUGACAGAUAAAGCACCUGCCUGCUGCCCACUUAAAAAGACUUAUGAUCAGCACGCUUUCGGAGAUGAGAAUCAAGUAUCUCCAGCACUGUGUUCUGUAGGUGAUGCUGCCUCAGCUGAAAUGUCCUCAGUAACUCACCCCACAAAAGUGUCAGUUGCUCCUAAUACUCUUUCACAGGAUGAAGCCGUAACUUUUGAACAUCAUUUAUUUUCAGGUCUUAAAGAUUUGGUCGACAAGAAUAUUUCACCUUUGACAUUUGAAGAAAUACAGGUUAACUCUGAAGGUUUUUUAUUAGAAAAUAAACCUGUGGCAGAGAAUGCAGGGGUUGUCAAAACACAUACUUUGCAAUCGCAAGAGUCACUAAUAGCUUCUUUAGUAUCGGCUCCAUGCAAGGACAAGCUUACCCAAGACCAGUUUGUGGAUUUAAGCUUUUCAUCUCAACUUGUAAAUACAGAUGUGCCAUCAGUACAGCUGAAUACAGAAGGUACUGUAGUUACUCAGCCUGUGAAUGAUAUUCGUGCUACUGACCUUACACAGAGAGUAAAGUCAGUAGAAACUGAGGGUACAGUUGCCUUAGAGAAGGAUGCUCCAUCGAAACAAUUUAUUUUACCAAAAACUGAGAAAUUAAAACCAGAACAACAUGUUACAUCUCAGGUGUCUGAUUUGAAGGAAAAAGAAACUGCAGCAUCUUCUCAAACCGUAACAGCUAAGCUGUCACAGAAUCCAUUUCUGAAAGAAAAUCAGAAAAAACCAUUUGUGGGAAGUUGGGUUAAAGGCUUAUUAAGCAAGGGUGUUUCUUUUAUGCCAUUUUAUGUUUCAGCUCAUAAUAGAAACACUGUGACUGAUUUGCAGCCUUCAGUUAAGGGGGCAAGUAAUUUUGGUGGCUUUAAAACUAAAGGCACAAAACAAAAGGGUAACUGGGCAUCCAGGGAAGCUCAUAGUUGUACAAGUAAGCCUCCUCCAGUUAGUAAUCCUGCACCAAGCCAUCCAUCACCAAUUAGCACAGCUUCUGCUCUCCCUGCUAAUGGUCAUGGUGAUUUGGAAGUUUUGAAGAAAUGUGAAAACGCCUCAUAUGGAGCUCAUCACCUCAACCACAGUUCUCAUGGAAAUGAAAAUGGUGUUUCUUCAGCAAACCCUGGAGGCUCAGUUGAGGGUCAGAUUCAUAAACUUCGUCUAAAACUUCUUAAAAAACUUAAGGCAAAAAAGAAGAAAUUAGCUGCUCUUAUGUCUUCCCCCCAAAAUGGAACACUUCCAAGUGAAAAUUUAGAACAUAUGUCCCAUUGUGGAUCUCCAAAUGACUGUGAAUCAAUAGAAGACUUGUUAAAAGAACUACAACGUCAAAUUGAUAUUGCCGAUAGUAAAUCUGGAUGCACCACAGCUCCUAGCGUUUCCUCACACAGUAGUCAAACUCAUGAAGAAAUCUUAGCAGAAUUACUGUCCCCUACAACUGUUGUUUCAACAGAGCUCUCAGAAAAUGAGGAGGCUGGCUUUAGGUACUUAGAAAUGGGAGACAAUCAUAUCCCAGCACCAGUACCUAAUGAAUUAAACAAUAUUCCCCAAAACAUUCAUCUGAGACAGGACCAUAAUUACUGCAGCCCCACUAAGAAAAAUCAAUGCAUAGUUCAGCCAGACUCACUCACAAAUAAUGCCUGUGUUACAACAUUGAACUCGGAAAAUCCCAUGAAGACUGAUAUUUUUGAUGAGUUUUUUUCUACUUCAGCGUUAAAUUCUUCAGCAAGUGACACAUUAGACUUCCCUCAUUUUGAUGACUAUCUGUUUGAGAAUUGUUGA
Molecule: messenger RNA, 3306 nt
Organism: Lipotes vexillifer (Yangtze River dolphin)
Lineage: Eukaryota; Metazoa; Chordata; Mammalia; Artiodactyla; Lipotidae
Gene: USPL1
Product: ubiquitin specific peptidase like 1
Exons: 8
Coding region: 1-3306 (1101 amino acids)
Biological process (GO): Cajal body organization; protein desumoylation
Cellular component (GO): Cajal body
Molecular function (GO): SUMO binding
Source: RefSeq, a predicted model, not a curated record